Lagopus leucura (white-tailed ptarmigan) is the source of this 4457-nucleotide messenger RNA. It is a transcript of the gene GPER1, whose product is annotated as G protein-coupled estrogen receptor 1. Gene Ontology annotation, biological process: G protein-coupled receptor signaling pathway. Gene Ontology annotation, molecular function: G protein-coupled receptor activity. NCBI's taxonomy places the organism in Eukaryota, Metazoa, Chordata, Aves, Galliformes, Phasianidae. Gene Ontology annotation, cellular component: membrane. The transcript has a single exon. Bases 117 to 1190 code for a protein of 357 amino acids. The record is from RefSeq and is a predicted model, not a curated record.
UCCAUUCCAAACAAAAUGCUUCCGAUUCACUGCUUUGAAAACACCCCAAAACCUCAUCCUUUUGGCAUUACUACCAAACUGUGAGUGCUGUUAUCUUUUGUGCAGGUAUUUUAACCAUGGAAACCUACUCUGCCUCAGUCCCACCUGUCAUAUGUAACAGCACAACUUUCAACCUCAACGGAUCGCAUCUGUGUAACGAGAGCCUGUCUUCUAGAUUAGCAGAUAAAUCAGAACACCAACAGUACAUUAUUGGGCUUUUCUUAUCGUGUCUUUACACAAUAUUCCUUUUUCCCAUCGGUUUUGUAGGAAACAUUCUGAUUCUGGUGGUGAACAUAAGCUUUCGUGAGAAGAUGACUAUCCCAGACCUUUACUUCAUCAACCUCGCGGUGGCCGACCUCAUUUUAGUUGCUGAUUCUCUCAUUGAGGUUUUUAAUCUUGACGAAAAGUAUUACGAUAUCACUAUCAUAUGCACCUUUAUGUCUCUGUUCCUUCAGAUCAACAUGUACAGCAGCAUUUUCUUUCUGACGUGGAUGAGUUUUGACAGAUACAUAGCACUGGCAAAAGUAAUGAGGUCCAACCUAUUUCGCACUAUGCAACACGCCAGGUUGAGCUGUGGUCUCAUAUGGAUGGCAUCCAUUUCUGCAGCACUGGUGCCAUUCACGGCUGUGCACUUACAACACACCGGAGAGGUCUACUUUUGUUUCGCAGACGUAAAAGAAAUCCAGUGGCUAGAAAUAACCCUGGGGUUUAUCAUCCCCUUUGUGAUCAUCGGCCUUUGUUACUCAUUAAUCGUUCGAGUCCUUAUAAAAGCACACAAGCACAGGAGCCUUCGCCUCCGCCGACAGAAGGCUCUUCGAAUGAUAUUCGUUGUGGUCCUGGUUUUCUUUAUCUGCUGGCUCCCUGAAAACGUCUUCAUUAGCGUCCAGCUCCUGCAAAAGAAAAGUGAGCCCUCCUCGUCCAGCAGCCCGUCCUUCAGACACGACUACCCUCUCACAGGACACAUUGUGAACCUGGCAGCUUUCUCCAACAGCUGUUUGAACCCUUUAAUUUACAGUUUCCUAGGGGAAACCUUCAGAGACAAACUGCGGCUGUACAUUGAACAGAAAACCAAGAUGUCCACGUUACAUCGGUUCUGCCAGGCUGCCCUGACGUCUGUCAUCCCCGACAGUAAUGAGCAAUCCGAGGUCUGAUUUAGGGCUGUUGUGCAGAACGUCUGACUGUGAAGCUGUGCAAAUAGUGAACAAAAUGCUUACUACUAACAGCAAGAAGCGUGCCUGCCUGUGUAUAUAUUGCACUGCUCUACUGAGCGUGGAAGGUUUAUGUUCAGAAUGUUUUUAUGACAACUUUAAUGUAGAGGAAUAUGCUAUAGUCAGAUUUAUAUUUAAUUAAGAGCAGGAUUAUUAAAAGCUGAGCACUGGAGGAGCUUUAUUUUAUAUAAUACAUGCAUGAAUGAUAAUAUAGAAGAAAAUUUUAUCAAGCUAGGAAGACUCCAGAUGUAACUUGAUUAUCGGAGAUGUUGUUUUGCUGGUGUAUAGAAGGCACUUCCACUUAAACAACCAAACUGCAGUAAGAGUGGGGAAAAAUCAUUACAACACAUUGAUGUGGAGAUGCAGAAAACAGUUUGAUUUUUACCCAAAUGUGUUAAGUUAAAUGGCUUUGCUUUUGAGAACUAUAUAGUAUUAUCAUCAUUGUAUUCCAGCAUGUCUUCCACAAUUAACUUUUUCUGAUCUUAAUACAAUCUAGAAUGGUGAUGAGCUUUCGUCUCAUAAGUCUGAUCUGCUGUUUACAUCAGCGCUUGAUCAAAGCUGUAAUCAUCUGUCACUGUAUGGUUCAUCUCAAAGAACUCAACUGCAGUGAAAUGUAAUGCUGUGCUCUUCUGAGGAUUCCCCAGGACAGCAUUUCUCAGGAUGGAUAUAAAUGGGCCUUUUGUCAAAAAUGCAAGCACAUAUAUGUGCACCCAUAUCUCCCUUCAGACUCAAACAGAAGUCAUGUAAGAUCUGUCUCCACUUAGCAGACCCAUUCAGAUGGUAGAACAACAUCCUGUGGCUUUAAAGCAGUCACAUUCUGCAAAAGACUGCCAAGAAUUGCUUACAAAAAUGAAAAAGCCUCUUUUUUUUUCUCUUUUUUUUCUUUUUAAAGAAGAACUUCUGCAAAGGUGAACAUAUCAGAUCUGCACUUGGUGCCCUGCCCACCCCACCCCCAGAAAGCACAGGUCUUGGGAACCUUACAAUGCACGUUGGUUGCUCUGUCCAUUUGAAGACAAACGAUGCUAAGAAAACAAACGUUAGCUAGAAAACAACAGCUUCUAAUUUCUUUUAGAAAAGAACUGGCUUUUAAAUCUGGAUGACGCUUAGCGCAGGUUACUGCUGAACUUCCCCAGAGGAAGCCAUAAAGUUCCUAGAGAUUUGUGCACAAGGUCAUUAAACCGUCACACACUGCAGCUGUGAAAUACACAAACUAAUUCCACCUCUGUGCUCACCACGUCGAGCACCAGAACUCCAGAGAAUGCGACGAUCUGCCCCACUUUCAAACAUCGCAAAUGAGCCAAUUAGCACACUAAAGGAGUUUUAAAAUGCAGACACUUAAAACCAUGAGUAGAGUAUUAAGCAACAAAGGAAAUGGCGAUUGCACUCAUAUUUCUCACAAAAUAGUCAUUUUGAUAGUGAAGCUGCAGCCACAAAAGGUUUGACCUGUGAGCAGAGGCCCCAAGAUGAUGCUGCAUUGGAACUAGCUGGAUGUUCCUGAAACAACGAAAUAGGAACAGCACAGAGGAGUUUGCCCAACAGCUGACCACUUCCAAGGGACUGUUAAUCAUCAGCUAAGGAGAAAUUCCCAUUUACUCCCAUCUUUCUGGUAGAACACUAAUUAUAUUUUCUCUUUGAAAGAUACAAGCACUGCCAUGCCUUCUCUGUACGGAAGCUUCUUGACAACACAGAGCAGCAAAUCUCAUGCUGCUCCAAAUGAUACAUAUGUCCAUUUUCCCUCAUUAAUUUCACCUUUGGAAUUAACAACAAUCAUCCCAGUCCCAGACAGACACCCCUGUGACAGACAGCUCUUUCAAACAGCACAAACAAAGGAACAGAUCACACUUCCAGCAAUGCAUUUCCAUCGAGCCCCAGCACAGCAUACCAGCUGUGGGUAAUCCCAGCACUUUCCACGAAUAAACCAACUUCUCUUAGGUUGCAGCAGUACAGUUUCCAGAACAGAAUUCCUCCAUCCAACAUCCCAUUAUAUGGCUAAAAGCACAUUGCACACCUGAGCUACCAGAGGAGCUUCCUGCUGCUGGUAUUUUGGUUCAGGUUUACGAGCGGUACCUGAAAUGACUAAAUUUAAACAUGCUAUUGUAAAUAAAUGACAAGUGUUGUCCCAGGUGAAAAAAUGACAUCUCUUCACAGAAGCUCGUGGUGUUUUUUUCCUCUAAUGUGUAAUUCAAUCACACAAAGUUGCUUUCACUGCAUCCUUUCAGCAGUUUGACAUUUACUACAUGGUGAUUGUGCAGGCAUGAAAAGCAGAGACGGUCAGUCUCGAGAUGAAGUCUGUUUAAUUUGUGAAAAGCAUUGAUGAUGUGAAUGUGGCGAGGAAUUUGAGUCAGUGGGUCAAACAACCCCAGAUCCUGCAUGGGACAGACGAGAUGCAGAGAAUAACAGCCCCUUCCUUUCCCCUUCUGGUCCACACAAAAACCAAAGGCUCGCAUCCAAAAACGCUUCACCCAUCCAUUCCAAAAGGGAACAGCUGCUACAGAGCAAAUUCAGAAAGCAAAAAGCAGAAAUCUUGAAACACAAACGUCUUCAACAUUGCUUCUAUCAACUGGAAAAAAUACCACCUCUUCUUACAUUGCCCUAAUGUCACCAAUUGCUGUAGUUCAUCAGCUGUUCAUUAACACUGCAAAAGGGAGGAGGUUACCUGGAUAACUCUGAGCGGUUAGGACCUUUGCUUUCUAUGUGAAAAUGUGGUUUACAGGAGGUGAAAGUAUACAGAAUUCAACCUUGAGCAUGAUUUAAUUCCAUUUGAACUUGUUUCUACACAAAAAGGAGAAACAGAUGCACACACAGAAGGCAGGUUUGAAUGUUAAUAGUUAUUCAUGAAAACGGAUCAAUGAAUUUACUUCAUUUUGCUUGAAAACAGGGGUGUGAUUUGAAUUGAGGGGACUCUGCCCUUCCCUUCCGAUCCAAAAGCCUCUCCCCGCUCAUUCAGAACACUGCACAGAUGUUUGGGACUUCCAACACAGAAGAGCACAGAGCUAAAUUCAUGGCUGAAUUCAAUCAAUCAAAUUAUCUCUUUGCAACAAGUUUACUCUCAUGUUACCAAUUACUCUUACAGCAGCCCAUCACUACACAGCCAGACACAGACAUUUCUCGUUCAGACUGUUUAGAUUAAGCUAUUAUUAUUAUUAUUACAUUCUGUUUAUUAAGCACAUCUCCAAUAAACAUUUCCACCUCAGAAAUGCAUUUUAUCUU